Messenger RNA from Porites evermanni, 8604 nucleotides. Lineage: Eukaryota; Metazoa; Cnidaria; Anthozoa; Scleractinia; Poritidae. The record is from the annotation of a GenBank genome assembly.
UAUGAAAUUAGCAAGAGAGGCGUUUGCUGCACUUAAACAAGACACAACCAGGAUUGAUGAGAUCGGGAAGCUUGAAGAAGAAGACUUUCCCACUGCCAGGGUUCAGAAGUUAGAAGCAGAGUUGAAGAAAGAAAAAGAUAUUGACGUCAAGUUUAAGCAAAUCAAUGACCACCUCAACCAAAUCGAGAGUCAAAUUAAAACCGUACGAUCAGACGUAAAAACAGCAGUAACAGAUGUACAGACGAAAGUGGAAGAAGUCAGGUCGGACGUCAAAACAGAAGUAACAGAUGUGCAGGCAAAAGUGGAAGAAGUCAGGUCAGAAGUCAUAACAGCAGUAACAGAUGUACAGACGAAAGUGGAAGAAGUCAGGUCAGACGUCAAAACAGCAGUAACAGAUGUGCAGACAAAAGUGAAAGAAGUCAGGUCAGACGUACAAACGGCAGUAACAGAUGUACAGACAAAAGUAGAAGAAGUGAAAACGGCAGCAGCAGAAGUCGAGACAAAAUUGGAAAAUGUCGAAUCAGAGGUGAAAAUUGCAACAAGUGAGCUAGCGAAAAUAAAAGCAAACGUCGAUGACGUAAAACAAGCAGUUCAGUCCGGAAUCACCAAAGGUUUGUAAAGCGUUGGUUUCGUUGCAAAACACUGGCUGAUCCGUCAUUCAUCUUCCUUGGUUAGGAACUGCCUUGCUAGUUGCGUAUGUGAAGGUUCCCAAAGCGAAUUCCUAUUCAUAUUUUUAUAAUGGGCAGUUGUUGGUAACGUGUUUCCACGUCUAUUUAACAUUGAUUUAUAUUAAGAUUUAGCGAUAUGUCGCUAUGGGUGAGGCAGUAAAUUCAUUGCAUUUACCAUAAAAUAACAAUCGGUUACAUACAGAGAUUGUGUGAGCGCCCUGUGCCUGAAUUAACAAUACCAUAGGCCCGGCGUAGUCAAUCGAACGAAACCGAACCAAAAAUCAAUCGAACCCAUCCGUCGGAUUGUUGUUCGAUUGUUUCUGUAAUCGAACAUAAUCGAACUGAAACUUUUCGGUGAGUUCGAUUACCGAGCUCAAUCGAACCAAUCGAACUCAAUCGAUGCGAUUAGUUCGAUUUUGUUUGGCAGAAAGACAAAACGCAGCCAGUUUUAAUUGAAUCGGAAAGAUCAUCCCCCUGGGAUGUAUGUGCAGCAGUUUGAAAACAAAAAUAUUUCAAUUAACCCGGAACUAAAUCUUUGUUGUUAAAGUUAUUAAAAAUCGAUAAAUUCACAACUAAUUAUGCUGGAGAACAUGAAUGGCACAGUAAAACCACGUAAAAUGUCUUUCCCAGGACAAUACCGACUGGGUGCUGAACAAAACGCAACAGCUAUUUCGAGAAAGGUUGUCGAAAAAAAUGUGCACGCGACCAUCCCGANCAGCAGCAGAAGUCGAGACAAAAUUGGAAAAUGUCGAAUCAGAGGUGAAAAUUGCAACAAGUGAGCUAGCGAAAAUAAAAGCAAACGUCGAUGACGUAAAACAAGCAGUUCAGUCCGGAAUCACCAAAGGUUUGUAAAGCGUUGGUUUCGUUGCAAAACACUGGCUGAUCCGUCAUUCAUCUUCCUUGGUUAGGAACUGCCUUGCUAGUUGCGUAUGUGAAGGUUCCCAAAGCGAAUUCCUAUUCAUAUUUUUAUAAUGGGCAGUUGUUGGUAACGUGUUUCCACGUCUAUUUAACAUUGAUUUAUAUUAAGAUUUAGCGAUAUGUCGCUAUGGGUGAGGCAGUAAAUUCAUUGCAUUUACCAUAAAAUAACAAUCGGUUACAUACAGAGAUUGUGUGAGCGCCCUGUGCCUGAAUUAACAAUACCAUAGGCCCGGCGUAGUCAAUCGAACGAAACCGAACCAAAAAUCAAUCGAACCCAUCCGUCGGAUUGUUGUUCGAUUGUUUCUGUAAUCGAACAUAAUCGAACUGAAACUUUUCGGUGAGUUCGAUUACCGAGCUCAAUCGAACCAAUCGAACUCAAUCGAUGCGAUUAGUUCGAUUUUGUUUGGCAGAAAGACAAAACGCAGCCAGUUUUAAUUGAAUCGGAAAGAUCAUCCCCCUGGGAUGUAUGUGCAGCAGUUUGAAAACAAAAAUAUUUCAAUUAACCCGGAACUAAAUCUUUGUUGUUAAAGUUAUUAAAAAUCGAUAAAUUCACAACUAAUUAUGCUGGAGAACAUGAAUGGCACAGUAAAACCACGUAAAAUGUCUUUCCCAGGACAAUACCGACUGGGUGCUGAACAAAACGCAACAGCUAUUUCGAGAAAGGUUGUCGAAAAAAAUGUGCACGCGACCAUCCCGAAAGGUAAUAUGGGAUAUGAUCAAUACGCUGUUCCUGAACUCAAAACCACCCACAAUACCUUUCGGGAUUGUCGCGUGCACUUUUUCCGACAACCUUUCUCGAAAUAGCUGCAUACAAAAUAGUCACUACUACCAGUGUUCUCAUUACCUCAAAGUAAAUGUCUAUUAAAACUACAAGCGGCGUUUGUAGAAAGCUGUUGCACAGCAGAAGCAAUACAAGCUUACCUUUUGGCGUUACAAUGCUUCAUUAAAAGAAAAAGAAAUCCAACAUCGACGGCCAAAGAGCACUGUCUCGUAUUCCGUCCUCUGUCAUCUUUGCGUACUCGUGUUUGAAAUUGAAGCCAAUUGAUACAUAACUUAUUUGAACGUAAAGCCUUGUUUGAAAUCAGAUGAAACUGGUUUAUGCUCGAUUGUUGCAGUGUUCGAUAAGGUUCAAUUGUUUAAGUGUUCGACUUCCGAACGUUCUAUUGACUACGCCGGGCAUAGGGAACCCUAGUCUCCUUCGCAACCGUUAUUAGGGUGGUCACUCGUCACGCAACGCUCAGCGUUGCGUGACGAGUGACGACCCUAAUAACGGUUGCGAAAGAGACUAAGGGAACCCACGCUCUUAUUUGUAAACUGCAAAUGGAAAUUAAAUGAGAGAUAAAACCUUAUCUGUGGAGUGUUCAGUUCUUGAAUCUGCUGCGAAGCAAGGUGAAAUUGAAGUUGCUGUACGAUGCAAAAACGAAUGUUUUACGAUGUUUGUGUCGGCGCUUUGUCCGUAAAUUUCACAAUGCUUUAUUUUAUGUGGUUUGUCUUGCAUAUCACUGUUGGGUCACGCGGUUGUCAUUAUCGUCUGGCGUUUCACUGUUGGUUUAUUAAUUAACGGUACAGUAAUUGGCGCGCGUUAAUUAAAAUUGUUGAUAAAUUAAUAACCAACAGUGAAUAGCGAGAGACAAUAACAACCGCGUGACAUCAACAGUGAAAUGCGAGACAAACCAUCUAAAAUAAAGCAUUGUGACUUUUACGGACACAGCUCCGACACAAACAUCGUUUUUGCAUCGUAGAAACAACUUCCAUUUCACUUUUCUGCGCUGCAGAUUCAAGAACAGAACAGGUCAGUUUUCAUCUCUCAUUUAAUUCCCAUUUGCAUUUUACAAAUAAGAGCGUGGGUUCCCUACUAGUGCAAUGCCAACAACAUCAGCAAAGUUACCAAUAAACGUAGCCUCCCACGCAGAUGUUCUUAAGGGUUCGUCACGCGUUAGUGGGGCAGGAACGCGUGACGAACCCCUAACAACGUCUGCGUGGGAGGCUACAAUAAACACCACCCUCGAAUAAACGCCGAACCCAAUCAGAAGAAUGCUGCGUUCUGUUUAGUUUUAUAAGAAAAUAUCUCGGAACCACCUCUCAGCAAAAAAAAAACGACACAUCGAAACCUUUUACAAACAUAUCAAUCUUUCUGUUUUUCCAAGAGCCAUUAUGGCUCUUCGAUUUGCAUAAUAUUUAUUUAUCUGUCUAUUUAUUUAUUUACAUUAUUUAUUUAGUUAGUUAGUUAUUUAGUUUCCCGGCAUCAAAGGGUCCACAGGUUGCAAAAUCAACCUAGUCCCCAGGGCUCAUUUUUUUAAAAGGAAAAGCUCUGGGGACGAGGUUGGUUGCAAAAUAUACCCUUGAAUACAAUUUAUUUACAUAUGUCAUUUAUAACAUGACUAGACUGCAGCUGCGAGCAGUCUCUUAUUUUUCUUUCUAGUAACGGAGAUCGAAAACACCACUAUGACGAGAAACGAGGGCGGAAGCCCCAAUCUCUGCCCAGUCUCUCCUCCUUUUUGCCAUAACGAUUAAUUUGCAUGAUUUCACUUUUUCGUUCGCCCCGCGACCGGCAAUAAGAAAAGAAGGACGAUUGCUCGCGGUCUAGCUUAUAUGAUUUGUUUUCCCCAAGGAUAUCACGUGAUAUUACUCUAAAAAAUUGUUUCCUCUUUAAUUUUCUUCUUCUUCACAUACAUGAUGUACUAAAAGAGAAGGAAUAAAUUCCCUUAAAAACAUCACAUGAACUACAAUGGGAAAAAAUAUAAAUGCUAAAAAGGAUCUUUUAUUAAAGGAUCUACAGCUGUAGUCGAUUGAACGUUUACCUUAGCCUGGCGCGGUCCUUAUAUCUCAUUUUUUUUAAUAUUAUUGUUAAUUACAACUACAAAGUUCUGAUUAUUCCCUGCAAUGUAAUUUGUUUGCGUUGUCUCUUCAGAUUUAUUUGUGCCCGACUCGUCCAUACCUGAUGAAGUACCAAACUUUGUUGGCCGCGACAAAGAAUGCAAAGAAGUAGAACAUCAUUUAACAGAUGAACUUACUCGACUGGUCAAUGUCUGGGGUCCACCUGGAUUUGGAAAAACAUCAGUGGCCAUCAGAGUGGCGCAUCAGUUACAAGAGAAGAAUUUUCCAGUUUACUUUGCAUCCGUUCGUGGAAUGAAAAGUAUGGAGGAUUUACUGUCGAAACUGCUAAGUAUCUUCGUAGACGAUAAACAGGUGAGCCGCAUUUCAUCGUCUGACCUCGUCAUUCAAUGUUUACAGCAAAUUCGAAAUCCUUUAGUAAUAAUACUAGACAAUGUCGAUGAUUUACUCGAAUCUGAGGAUGCCAAACGGAAACAGCACGUGCUUCGAUUUAUUGAGGAAAUCAUUACUCACUGCAAAGAAAUCAAGCUUCUCUUAACUACUCGCGAAAGUCUCGACUACUUAAGCCACAAGCUUUCCAUCUACUUGGAGAAAAUUAACGUAUUGGACGGAAUUUCGUCAGCGCGUCUGGUAAGGCUGUUGUUACCAGAUGCCUUGGAAGACGACUGCAAAUGUGUCGUGAGGGAGUGUGGGAACGUUCCUAUGUCCAUGCGACUAAUGUGCAGCAUCAUUAAGGAAGCAAAUAUAUCCAUAAAUGCGCUUUUAGAAGAACUAAGCGAUUCAACGAUAGUUGAAGUUUUGAACAGUGAAAGCUUUCCUGACGAUUUCCGAAUUAAAUCUGUAAUUAACACAUCUUUUAAAAGGCUCAUGAUUCCCGAACGAAACGCAUUUGUUUCGCUUUCUGUUUUUCCUGAGUGGUUUGGAAUAAAGGAAGCUCAAGUCAUAUUAAAUGUAAAAUCAGAGGUUAAAACCAAACAAAUUAUUCGAUCACUAAAGAGAAAGUCCCUUAUACAUUGUGGAGACAGUUUUAGCCGUUUUACAGUCCAUUCACUUUUACGGUCCUUUAUUAAGGAAGAAGUAAAGAAUGACGAAGCGGUUGAAGCUGUAUUUCUGAAUGCACAGGUUCAGUUUUAUGACCAUUACAUUUCUAGGUGUGAAAUUGCUAACAAAAACUUCCUGAACGGAAGUUAUUCAAAGGCCUUCAGAAAUUUCCUUGAUCGGAGUGAGUGCAUCAUUUCAUCCCUUUCUAAUGGACCUGGAAAUGACAGGACCUACACCAAGGCUGUAGACUUGUUAUCUGAGGCAAAAUCAUUUCUCUAUGUUGCACUUCAUGGUGAAAAAAAGUUAUUUGAGCGCCUUUAUGACAUAGCAAUAGAAGAAGCAGAAAGAAGGGAGAAGGUCGGCGACAAAAAAAUGUUACUCUCUGCCAAAGAAUUUCCUCUUAGCCAGUGGUAUCAGCCAGACACUGCUAAAAGCUACUUCUGGCUUGGUAGAGUGCAGCGUGAAGCGGGAGACCUGACAACAGCAUUGGAGUCUCUACAGUUGAGCUUACGAUUAAGAAAAGAACUGUUAGGAGAUCAUCCUGAUACAGCCGACGACUUUCAUGAGCAAGGCGUUAUCCAUACUUUUAUGGGUGAUUAUAAGUCAGCUGUUGAAGCACUCCAGAAAGCAGCAGACAUAAAUUUAUCUUUGCGUGGAGGUCACAAAUUCACGGCGUUCAGCUACCACUCUCUUGGUGUGGCGCAGAAAGAGAUAGGCGACCGUGAAGGAGCUUUAGAUUCUUUUCAAAGAGCAGCAGACAUGAGAUCGAAUCUGCUAGGUGAUCACGAAAACACGGCGGACAGCUACCACUCUCUUGGUUUAGUGCAGCGUGACAUGGGAGACCUUAAAGGAGCUAUGGAUUCUUUACAAAGAGCAGCAAACAUGAGAUCGAAUGUGCUUGGUGAACACAUAUACACGGCGCACAGCUACUUCUGGCUUGGUAAAGUGCAGCGUGAAGCGGGAGACCUGACAACAGCAUUGGAGUCGGUACAGUUAAGCUUACGAUUAAGAAAAGAACUGUUAGGAGAUCAUCCUGAUACAGCCGACAGCUUUCAUCAGCAAGGCAUUAUCCAUUAUGCAAUGAAUGACAACAAGUCAGCUGUUGAAGCAUUCCAGAAAGCAGCAGACAUAAAUUUAUCUUUGCGUGGAGGUCACAAAUUCACGGCACACAGCUACCACAGCCUUGGUGUGGUGCGGAAAGAGAUAGGGGACCGUGAAGGAGCGUUAGAUUCUUUACAAAGAGCAGCAAACAUGAGAUCGAAUCUGCUAGGUGAUCACGAAGACACUGCGUCCAGCUACUAUUGGCUUGGUAAAGUGCAGCGCGACAUGAGAGACCUUAAAGGGGAUCUGGAUUCUUUACAAAGAGCAGCAAACAUAAGAUCAAAUCUUCUUGGUGAUCACAAAGACACGGCGUCCAGCUACUGUUGGCUUAGUUUUGUGCAGCGCGACAAGGGAGACCGUAAAAGGGGCUCUGGAUUCUUUACAAAGAGCAGCAAACAUGGAAUCAAAUCUGCUUGGUGAUCACGAAGACACGGCGUACAGCUUCUAUGCGCUUGGUUUAGUGCAGCAUGACAUGGGAGACCUUAAAGGAGCUUUGGACUCUUUACAAAGAGCAGCAAACAUAAGAUCAAAUCUUCUUGGCGAUCACAAAGACACGGCGUUCACCUACCACUCUCUUGGUUUAGUGCAGCGUGACAUGGGAGACCUUAAAGGAGCUAUGGAUUCUUUACAAAGAACAGCAAACAUGAGAUCGAAUCUGCUAGGUGAUCACGAAGACACGGCGGACAGCUACCUCUGUCUUGGUUUAGUGCAGAGUGACAUGGGAGACCUUAAAGGAGCUAUGGAUUCUUUGCAAAGAACAGCAAACAUGAGAUCGAAUCUGCUAGGUGAUCACGAAGACACUGCGUCCAGCUACCACUGGCUUAGUCAAGUGCAACGUGACAUGGGAGACCUUAAAGGAACUAUGGAUUCUUUACAAAGAGCAGCAAACAUGAGAUCAAGUGUGCUUGGUGAUCACGAAGACACUGCGUCCAGCUACUACCGGCUUGGUCAAGGGCAGCGUGACAUGGGAGACCUUAAAGGAGCCAUGGAUUCUUUACAAAGAGCAGCAAACAUGGAUUCAAAUCUGCUUGGUGAUCACGAAGACACGGCGCACAGCUACUUCUGGCUUGGUAAAGUGCAGCGUGAAGCGGGAGACCUGACAACAGCAUUGGAGUCGGUACAGUUGAGCUUUCGAUUAAGAAAAGAACUGUUAGGAGAUCAUCCUGAUACAGCCGCCGCCUUUCAUGAGCAAGGCGUUAUCCAUUAUGCAAUGAAUGACAACAAGUCAGCUGUUGAAGCAUUCCAGAAAGCAGCAGACAUAAAUUUAUCUUUGCGUGGAGGUCACAAAUUCACGGCACACAGCUACCACAGCCUUGGUGUGGUGCAGAAAGAGAUAGGGGACCGUGAAGGAGCUUUAGAUUCUUUACAAAGAGCAGCAAACAUGAGAUCGAAUCUGCUAGGUGAUCACGAAGACACUGCGUCCAGCUACUACUGGCUUGGUUUAGUGCAGCAUGACAUGGGAGACCUUAAAGGAGCUUUGGACUCUUUACAAAGAGCAGCAAACAUAAGAUCAAAUCUUCUUGGUGAUCAGAAAGACACCGCGUCCAGCUACGAUUGCCUUGGUAAAGUGCAGCGCGACAUGGGAGACCUUAAAGGGGCUAUGGAUUCUUUACAAAGAGCAGCAAACAUAAGAUCAAAUCUGCUUUGUGAUCACGAAGACACGGCGUACAGCUUCUAUUCGUUUGGUUUAGUGCAGCAUGACAUGGGAGACCUUAAAGGGGCUCUGGAUUCUUUACAAAGAGCAGCAAACAUAAGAUCAAAUCUUCUUGGUGAUCACGAAGACACGGCGUACAGCUUCUAUUCGCUUGGUUUAGUGCAGCAUGACAUGGGAGACCUUAAAGGAGCUUUGGACUCUUUACAAAGAGCAGCAAACAUGAGAUCAAAUCUUCUUGGUGAUCACGAAGACACCGCGUCCAGCUACGAUUGGCUUGGUAAAGUGCAGCGCGACAUGGGAGACCUUAAAGGGGCUCUGGAUUCUUUACAAAGAGCAGCAAACAUAAGAUCAAAUCUUCUUGGUGAUCACGAAGACACGGCGUACAGC